Planococcus citri (citrus mealybug) is the source of this 1454-nucleotide messenger RNA. RefSeq lists its product as uncharacterized. The record is from RefSeq and is a predicted model, not a curated record. The coding region runs from base 112 to 1350 and encodes 412 amino acids. NCBI's taxonomy places the organism in Eukaryota, Metazoa, Arthropoda, Insecta, Hemiptera, Pseudococcidae. The transcript is spliced from 5 exons.
GAAAAUAUUGCAAGUAAAACUUUUCAUCGUAUACCUACUUAAUAAAAUACACCAGCUACUUGUCCAAAAACCGCGCCAAGAAGUGUUUUCUUAUUUUUAUUUUCAAACGAUAUGAGAUGCAAGAUGAAAUCACUGGUUUUUGUUUUAUUUCUAAUGAAAGAAAUCACUUCGAUACGAUCAUCGACUCGUGAAUCGAGAAAACACGACUUGACCAUACAUUUGAACAGAACUAUUAACAAACUGUUUCAAAGCGUUAAAACGGUGAUUGUGACCCAUUUAUUGAAAAAAAUACAAAAUCUCGAACCGCAGACAUACGAGUAUAAUUUAACCCAUCCGAUAGACGGAUUUCAAGAUCGGAUCAUUUUUCGUGAUACGUCGAUUCAAGAUUUCUGUUUGUACAUGUCAUCGAAACACAUCGACUAUGAUUUCAUCAAUGACAAAAUACAAAUAGUACUUCACGAAGCUGACGUACAUUUUGGGGCAGAUGUACAUUCUGCAGAGGAUACCUACUACGGCAGUUUUUUCGCAGUGAUGGAAAUCGAAUCCAAAUGUCUCAUAAACGUGGUCAAAUUACCAGAAACUGAUCCCGGUUAUAAAAUAUUUCAAAUUGAUAUGCAAUUCUUCGACUUGAACAACAUCACGUAUCGUAUUUUCAACGAAAGUGUGACAAAUAACACAAAACUAGUCAAAGAAAUCGAAUCCAGGCUACCAUCGAUAUUACUCGAUAACAUGAAUAAUAACGAAAUACUGACCCAAGCUUUAUACGACAGUUACGGUUUCCAGCCAAAAAAACACCUCAUAGCGAAACGUAAAAAUUUCUCGAAUAACGAACCGCAAUACUACUACCGGAUACCCACCGCUCAAUACUUUUGUUUCAACUUGAAAAACAUUACAAUCAAAGGGCUGUCAAAUUUUCAAUCAUUAAAAUACCAUCGUUUUCCUAGAACGGCGAUUCACACUCUGCUGAUAAAAGACGUUCGAGGAAAUGCAACUUUGGAUUACGGACGCGAAUCGGACCCUCCUUUGAGAUUGCAUUUCUACAUAGAUUAUCUUACAAUAUCACAGGAUGGAUUUGCAGAUCGUUAUGGAAGAGGAUUCAAAGUCGGUGGGCAUUGGUGUUCGGUUAGGAGAGUAAGAGGGAAUACUUCAUUGACCAAUGUUCAAACAGAAGGCGUAAUACGGAGUAUUGAAUCAGCCUUUGCGUUUUCGUUGACGCCACAAUUGGAUGUUUGGAAAGCGCACGAAAUGGAGAAUCCAAUAGGGCAGAAAUGUUCCGAAUUAUUAGCAUCGUUGAGCUGGGAAGAGAUGAAGGAAUCGUUUAAAAAAUGGAUUCCGUUCAAUGAAGACUAGUCAAUUUGAGAUCAAAUACAUAUAAGUUCCUACCGUACCUAACUAACUAAUCAUAAAUUUGUUUUUUUUUUAUAUAAUGAAGAAAUAAAUCAGAUUGAAGAUUA